GUCAUAUUUUGUGGCCGCGGAGACGAGCGCAUUUGUUUUCGUUCCCUUGUUUCAAAGAUUUCCCGGUGACCCGUUCCGCAGUCCGAAAAGCAUCCAUCUCAGGUUAAAAUGCCCCCAAAAAAGGACGCAAAAGGUGGCUCCAAGCAGGCAUCCGGAGGCAAAGGAGGCGGUUCCGGUGGCAAAAAGGGUGGCGCCGGCGAAGCCAAGGAGAAGAAGGGCACCAACACGGCGAUUAAGGUGCGCCACAUUCUGUGCGAAAAGCAGAGCAAGAUCCUGGAGGCGAUGGAGAAGCUGAAGGAGGGUCAGCCGUUCAACGUGGUGGCCACGACGUACAGCGAGGACAAAGCUACCAAGGGGGGCGAUCUGGGUUGGCAGCCGCGCGGAGCGAUGGUGGGACCGUUCCAGGAUGCGGCGUUUGAGCUGCCGAUUUCGACGAUCGGUACGCCCCGAUAUACGGAUCCACCGAUAAAGACUAAAUUUGGCUAUCACAUUAUUAUGGUUGAAGGAAAGAAAUAAACGACUCUUUUUUGUAUGUUGUGUUCUUAAAAGU
This is a messenger RNA of Culex quinquefasciatus (southern house mosquito), 550 nucleotides long. RefSeq names its product peptidyl-prolyl cis-trans isomerase NIMA-interacting 4. Gene Ontology annotation, molecular function: peptidyl-prolyl cis-trans isomerase activity; DNA binding. Lineage: Eukaryota; Metazoa; Arthropoda; Insecta; Diptera; Culicidae. The record is from RefSeq and is a predicted model, not a curated record. Bases 109 to 516 code for a protein of 135 amino acids. The transcript is spliced from 2 exons. Gene Ontology annotation, biological process: rRNA processing.